Molecule: messenger RNA, 969 nt
Organism: Echinostoma caproni
Lineage: Eukaryota; Metazoa; Platyhelminthes; Trematoda; Plagiorchiida; Echinostomatidae
Source: the annotation of a GenBank genome assembly
AUGUCUGAAACCAAAGGAUUUCUAACAAAGCGCUGUAUCAUUCCCGGUCGACUUGAGGAGAAAAUAGCCAUUGUCACAGGCUCAAACUCGGGCAUCGGACUGUACACGGCUGCCGAACUGGCACGACGUGGUGCCACCGUGAUCAUGGCGUGUCGAAGCGUAGAGCGCGCGGAAACUGCAAGGACCAAAAUGCUAGCGGAUUACGGUGCGGCCAACCCUGAUUGGAUGAAAAAUGACGUAGCGGAUCCGUCUGUCACUUCAUCAUUGAAACCUAUAGAAGCCAGUCAAUUAAUCAUUGAAAAAUUGGACCUCGGAUCGUUGGAAUCGGUGCGAGAGUUCGCGAACCGGAUUCUGAAAAAAUAUCCGAAAAUACACUAUCUCAUCAAUAAUGCUGGUUUGGCAUUGGAGGAGUUUUCCACCACAAAAGAUGGAUUUGAACAAACAAUCGGUGUGAAUCAUCUGGGUCAUUUUCUUCUCACCGAACUCAUGCUGCCCGCAUUGAAAGCUGCCGCGCCAUCUCGUAUCAUCAAUGUGGCAUCAAAGUUGCAUUUUUACGGACAAUUGUGCAAGCCGGAUUUGCAGCCAACGGAACGAAACUACACUCAGGUCUCCGCAUACAGCUCUUCGAAAUUGGCCAAUGUGAUGCAUGCGGUAGAAUUGAGCAAACGUCUGGAGGGGACAAAUGUUACUGUGGUCAGUCUAUCCCCCGGAAUCGUAAAAACAGAAUUGCACGAAAACUUUAAAAGCGUUACCAUGCGAUUGUUGCACGUUGUUCUCAAACCACUUCAAAUUACCGCAUGGGACGGCGCUCAGACGACCCUGUAUACAGUGCUGGUUGAUAAACUUACCCCUGGUGGAUACUACUCAAAUUGUGCACUGAAGGAGCCCAAUUCAAAAGUCAACAACGAACAAGAACGCAAGUGGUUUUGGGAGAAAUCAUGUGAACUUGUCGGACUUGCAAAUGGAUAA